This is a messenger RNA of Paramormyrops kingsleyae, 648 nucleotides long. Its product is annotated as lecithin retinol acyltransferase. Gene Ontology annotation, biological process: vitamin A metabolic process; retinol metabolic process. Gene Ontology annotation, molecular function: phosphatidylcholine-retinol O-acyltransferase activity. Lineage: Eukaryota; Metazoa; Chordata; Actinopteri; Osteoglossiformes; Mormyridae. The record is from RefSeq and is a predicted model, not a curated record. Gene Ontology annotation, cellular component: rough endoplasmic reticulum.
AUGUCCCCUUUUGAGCUCCUGAGUCUGUUUUUCAUUGCGAGCAAAGUUGAAGACGACAAGGAGCCCAAAUAUGACAUCUCGGUGUACAGGAGGGGGGAUCUGCUGGAGGUUCCCCGCACUCUCUUCACACAUUUCGGCAUAUACUUGGGGGACAACAAAGUUGCUCACCUGAUACCUGACAUUUUGCCGGUAAUUUCUAGCAACAAGGCGGCCAUUAAGAGGAUGGUGACCAACAACAGGCUGAUCCUAGGGGUUAUUGCCAAGGUGGCCAGCGUCAGAGUGGAUUCCGUGAAGGACUUCGCCUACGGGGCCGAGAUCCUGGUCAACCACACGGACAAGCUGUGUGGCCGGCGCCCGUUCAGCGGCGAUGAGGUGGCCAGGAGGGCCGAGAAGCUGUUGGGUACCAUCUCCUACAGCCUUCUCUGGUACAACUGUGAACAUUACGUCAUGUACUGCAGAUUUGGCAUCGCGGUGAGCUUUCAGACUUACCAGUUUUGCAAAAAGGUGAGGAGGAUUGUCUGCAGCAAAAAGACGGCGUUCGUCAGCGCCCUGUUAGGGGUCUGUGUGAUGCUGUAUCUGGGAUCCGUUUCAGCGUACACAACGCUUCCUACAGUGUUCAUCUCGUUCACCAUCUGGAUGGCGUCGUAG